AUGAUGAAAUAGACUUAAAUUUUAAGUGAACAUAAAAAUAAUAUAUAUACUCUAAACUUUAUGAAUAAAUCAAAUUAAUUGAUAUCUGGGAAUGAAGAUAAAUCGAUAUAAUAUGGCAAUAAAAAUAAAAUAAUUAAUGGAUUUCCUAGUAGAUAUUAAUUGGAGAUAAUCAAUAUAUCUAUUGUUUAAUAGUAGAUAAUAAUUAAGAUUUAAUUAUAUCAGGAAGUUAUGAUUAUACUAUUAAAUUUUGGAUGA
Paramecium pentaurelia is the source of this 255-nucleotide messenger RNA. The record is from the annotation of a GenBank genome assembly. NCBI's taxonomy places the organism in Eukaryota, Ciliophora, Oligohymenophorea, Peniculida, Parameciidae.